AUGAGUACAGAGAGCGUGAGUAAGGAAAGCAUGAGUACGGAGAGAAUGAGUAUGGAGAGCAUGAGUAUGGAGAGCAUGAGUACGGAGAGCAUUAGUACGGAGAGCAUGAGUACGGAGAGCAUGAGUACGGAGAGAAUGAGUACGGAGAGCAUGAGUACGGAGAGAAUGAGUACGGAGAGCAUGAGUACGGAGAGAAUGAGUACGGAGAGCAUGAGUACGGAGAGAAUGAGUACGGAGAGCAUGAGUACGGAGAGAGUGAGUACGGAGAGCAAUGAAUACGGAGAGCAUGAGUACGGAGAGCAUGAGUACGGAGAGAAUGAAUACGGAGAGCAUGAGUACGGAGAGAAUGAGUACAGAGAGCAUGAGUACGGAGAGCGUGAGUACAGAGAGCGUGAGUACAGAGAGCGUGAGUAUGUAGAGCGUGAGUACGGAAAGCAUGAGUACGGAGAGAAUGAGUACGGAGAGAAUGAGUACGGAGAGCAUGAGUACGGAGAGAAUGACUACGGAGAGCAUGAGUACGGAGAGAAUGAGUACGGAGAGCAUGAGUACGGAGAGAAUGAGUACGGAAAGCGUGAGUACAGAGAGCGUGAGUAUGUAGAGCGUGAGUAG
Molecule: messenger RNA, 609 nt
Organism: Ylistrum balloti
Lineage: Eukaryota; Metazoa; Mollusca; Bivalvia; Pectinida; Pectinidae
Exons: 2
Coding region: 1-609 (202 amino acids)
Source: RefSeq, a predicted model, not a curated record